Angiostrongylus costaricensis is the source of this 891-nucleotide messenger RNA. NCBI's taxonomy places the organism in Eukaryota, Metazoa, Nematoda, Chromadorea, Rhabditida, Metastrongylidae. The record is from the annotation of a GenBank genome assembly.
CUGCAACUCCUUCAAGACUUUGUAGGCUUUCUUGGACGAAGGCUGACGUGUUUCCUCCUUUACGGAUGUAAUACUGACCGCAUUGCUACGGCGAUUUUCCUCAUCGUUCUACCGAUUGGCUUUCUCAUUAAUAUCUUCGUGAUCAUGCCUGUUUGGUAUCCAGCAUUUGGUGAAGCUUGGGUUAUUCGUGUUCUUUGUUUUAUGCUCUUGGCAUUUAACGUGUACAUAAACUGGUAUAAGAUGGUAACCGUUGGACCAAGCGGAAUGGCUACUGUGCUUCCAAAUGUGGUCAAGGCAGGUUUUCGGUACGUAUAUUGCCAUUCUUGUCACACGAACGCUCCACCUCGUGCUUAUCAUUGUCCUGUAUGUGACAAAUGUUGCUUUCGCCGUGAUCAUCACUGUUCGUUUGGGGCAGUUUGUGUCGGACAUUUUAACCAGAGGUACUUUGUAGCCGCCGUUGUCAAUCUCCUGUUGCUCUGUAUUCCGCUCUUUCGGUAUACAUGGGACUUCGUCUGGAUUCGAAUCGAAGGUGGAUUUUCAAUGGGACGGUGUUGGCAAAUUCUCCUCCCACAUCUGGCUUUAAUGACUAGUUUUUUUUAUUUGAAUGUAUUUAAUUUCGUUGUAUCAGUUUUUCUAUAUUGUCUACUUGCUUUUGUUCGUAGCAUAUCUUGUUUUUGCACAAAUAUUUUUGAGUUCAUUUCGUUCGUAACGGGUAGUUAUUGUGGCUUACAUGCUUAUCAAAUGGGCUUUUUGGAUAACCUCAACCAAUGUCUCGGCUCGCGAUGGCCACUAAUCUUCAUUUCACCAUUUAUUCCGAGUCCUUUACCAUCGGAUGGAAUGACAUUUGUAACAAGGGAAAUCAAGGAAUACAAUGACCCGAAAUACUUAUAG